This is a messenger RNA of Fukomys damarensis (Damara mole-rat), 8326 nucleotides long. RefSeq names its product synaptotagmin 6 (gene Syt6). Gene Ontology annotation, molecular function: calcium ion binding; phosphatidylserine binding; calcium-dependent phospholipid binding. Gene Ontology annotation, biological process: calcium-ion regulated exocytosis; regulation of dopamine secretion; cellular response to calcium ion. Bases 3754 to 5601 code for a protein of 615 amino acids. The transcript has 6 exons. Gene Ontology annotation, cellular component: membrane. The record is from RefSeq and is a predicted model, not a curated record. NCBI's taxonomy places the organism in Eukaryota, Metazoa, Chordata, Mammalia, Rodentia, Bathyergidae.
GUGUAGUCCUUUGAUCUCAUUUCAACUUUACAAUGACCCUAUGAGGCAAACACAAUUAUUAUUCCCAUUUUAAUGGAUGAGGAAAUUAAGGCUGAGGUAGACUACAUAGUUUUCCAGAGUCACACAGCUUAAAGCUAUUGGAGAUGGAUGCUGAAUGAAUCCUUUUUCACUUCCUUCUCUCUAGGCUGAAGGGUAAAUAAGCAAGAAGAUUCAGAGAAAGAAUACAAAUACCAAGGAAGCACUUUCUCCUUCCCAGUGCUGGAGGGAUGUAUCUGUCUGGUUUUGAGGCUUGUGAAUAGUACACUUAUGAUGAGAACUGGAUCAGGACCAGAAGGUGACAGAAUUACCCAUCAGAGCUCUAUCUGCCUCUGGGGGCCGAAGUUCAAACAAGAUGUGAAUAGAAAAGGUGUCUUGAAGGUGUUAUUUGUACACCUAUGACUUCCUAGGGGACAAUUUUGUCCUGAUAGAUUAGCCCUAAAAGCUUAGGGUAGAAAGGCACACAUCUUAGGGACCGAGACUUGUGCACAGCCUGUAGGCAGUUAUGCGAACUUCCAUCCCUUCCCAGCUUCAGCGCACUUGGACCAGGUGCUAUAAAUUGGAUCUGGAAUGUCUCCAGAGGCCAUGCGCUGAAAGUCUGUUUCCCAGAGUGGUGGCAUUGGUGGUGGAGAAACCUCUCAGAGGUGGGACCUGGGGGGGGGGUCUUCAGUCAUUGAGGGCUUCACCUGGGGGGAACAGCAGGGCCCCACCUCCUUUCUCCUCUCUCUUUCACUUCCUGCUUAUGAGGUAAGCACUUUCGUUCUCCUGCGUGCUUCCACCAUGAGGUGCUGUGUGACCCAAAACUACAGGACCAACCAGUCAUGGACUGAAACCUCCAACACUGUGAGCUAAAAUAAACCUUUUCUUUUUAUAAAUCAUUUUUCUCGGGUAUCUGUUGAAGUGACAGAAAUCGGACAACUCACCAUGGGACGAAGCCUGUCUGAGCUGUGGGCCACAAACAGUGACUUUUAAAGGGGUUAAAUCCUCUACACUAACCUCCACUCCAGCCUGAUUCUGCUUGUACUGACUUGGUUACUACCUCGUGUCCCUGCGUGGGUGGGAUGUCCCUUGGUGUGCAGGAUCUAAUUGUCCUCUCCUUGACUGCCCCUGAGAAGUCAAAGCCCAGGCUCUCCUAGUCCUGGAAGAAGACUUGCCAGGCACAGGAUGGGCCUCCUGGCUUUAUAUAACCAGUAUUGAGUGCUGGGUGCUGAUUCCUAAUAACACCCUAUACCUCCCCUAAUCACAGCUCCAAGGGAGCAACAGCUGGGGGUCAUGUGGAGAAGCAAUAGAAAUAGCAAUCAUACUGAGAAAAAAGCGUAUUCCCUGGCCUACCAUUCCUCCAUCUCUUUUUUCAUUUAUAAAUUCAGGUUGUUUUGUUUUUUGUUUUUGUUUUUUUUUGUCAGACUGAACAUUUAAAUGCACUCCAUGUACUCCCCUCAUCCCCCCCUUCUCAUUAAAAUUCUAAUUAUUAAGAGAGCAAGUAAAAUGUAUGAUCAAAGGAAAGCAAGGCCCUAGAAAUACCUUUUGUUUUAAGAGACUCCAUUGCGGAGAAUGCAUGCAGAACAGCUGUAACUGAGAACAGAUGUGAGGGCUCUGGAGAUGGCCAGAUACUUAGAAUAAGGGUACAUAUAUUUGUAAUAGUUUUCCUGGGGAGCCUGGUAGGAUAAGGGCUUGGAGAAAUGGUCUCUAAGCUAAUUAGAUUAUGAAUACAUAACAGAAAAAAAAUUGAGUUAUCAUCUCCAGUACAUGUCUAUGUGUCCCCAAGUUAUGUAUAGGUCUAUGCCCUACAGAGAAGAUGCUGCAGGGCUGGACUGGCUGGGUUAAAGCCUGUCUCCACUCCUUACUAGCUGCAUGACCUGAGCGAUCUUCUCUGUCUAUUUCCACACCUGCAAAAUGAGGAUAAUAUCUUACCAAUUCAAUGGAAAGGAUUAAGCAAGUAAACACAUAAAAAAGCACUUUAAACCUUGGACCUAGUAAAGUUGAAUAAAUUGAUCAAAUCCAAUAAUAAAAUGCCAUUAUUACUAUCAAUCUAUAUAUUAAAAUUUUGAUUUCUUAUAUAAGAGAAUAAAUACUAAAAUGAUCUUAUGUUUCCCUUGUGCCCUUGAGGCACAGGCACACCAUACUGAUGACCUUUGCCUAGAAGGUACCUUAGAAUCAGCUUUCCUGGUCCCUGGUGAUCACCAGGGCAAUGACUAGCCCCAGUUUUUUGGGCCAGGAAAGGGCUCCAGUGUCUCCAUGUAGGGGCUGGGCAGGGGUGUUGAUAGGAGGCUUGGGAUUUGAAGAGACUGUGCUCUUAUUCCCUAUUCCUAGAGGUACCUGAUCGCUGAUCCAAACAAGUAACUGGAAAUGGAUCUAAAAGACAGUGCUGCCCCCCAGAGAGGGUGGCUGAUGUUCCACUGCCUUCUCAGACCCCUCUGGAUCUGAGAUGGUUUUCCUAGGGGCCUGUGUACAGGAGGAACCUGGUCUUUUUUGUCUCCCAAGCCUAGCUCAGACCCAGCACCUGGAAAGUACUCAGGAAAUGUUGGUUACACUUAAUUCUUGUAUUUUCUAUUCAUUCAUUCAUUCACUCAUUCCCAUGUGCCAGUUUCUAAGUUAGUUCAUGAGUCAAGAGAUGUGAAAACAUAGGGUUCAAGAGCCUAUGGGAGUGUAUAGUUUAAUCUGAGACAAACAGACCAGAACAGUGGAAAGAGUGCCAGGCUGGACUAUGGAUGUCUAGACCCUGGGGGAGGUUCUGCGCCUGCCCAGUCUGUGAUCCCAGGCAAGUCCCUUCUCUGGGCCACAGCUCCCAUAUGUAAAAGUAAAAUCUGGCUUCAGACUUUGUGGGGUUGUUUCUCGCUUUUAAAUCCUAAGAUUUUGAAGGCAUCGAAGCAGGCUAAUCUCGAGGCUGCAACCUCUCAAGCCUGCAGGGACUUGGCAGGGAACAGGAAAGUGUGGGUUGAGCUGGCGAGGACCCACCCGUAUAAAGGGAGUCACCAGUGCCUGCUGUGCGGUCAUGGGUCCCGGUGCCAAAUCAUCGGCCUCUCCCAGAGAAUCUGGGUUGGUGAUGAUUGUAGAAUUUUCCUAACUUCUCAAUCAUUAUGCAAGCCAAGCUAAAUUCUUCUACUGACUUGUCCACAAAUGACCUUUUUGCAAACCUUGGCAGGCUACCAUUGGUUCAGAGCCUUCUGAUUUCUCUACUCAGAGUAAAAAAAAAAAGAGGGCUUGGGCUCAAAGGUUCAUUCUCAGAUUUGGGGAGGGAAGUCUGGUGGGAGGUCUGCUGAAUAACUUCUCACGAAGAGAGGCAUCAUGCAUGGUACUGCUGUGAUCAUGGGCGUCCCUUUGGGUCAGGAGCAGGCUGGGUAGGGGUACUCACCUCCAAAUCAACCGCAAUGCUCAAACAACCAGCUUUACAGCAGGUCCCUCAAAUAGCCACUGACAUGGGAAAGGGUAGCUAUCAGAAUCAUUUGCAUUUUGCAUUUAUCUUUGACAUGUACUGUGUAGGUCAGAUCCCAACUUAAUACAAGUAUCGGUUGAGCUCUGGGGUACUCAGAAAUAUUCUUCUUCUGAGAAGCCAACCCCUGCACUCAAGGAUAUGAGAGUGACCCCAUUCCCUUGAAGUCAAUUCAUUGUUUGCUGAGCUCCAGCCUUGGGCAGGAUGGGGGUGAGACAAGGAGGAAGAGAGAGUGAGUUGGCCUCACAGCCCGCGGGGAAAGAGAGCUACACACAGAAACCACUUUGAUGGGCCUGUCCUUAGUAACAGCUCUAAUAGAAAUUCAAACAGCAUCCAAAUAUGAACGCUUCACGAAUUUGCACGUUUCCUUAGGCUGCCAUUUAAAUUACUUUCCCUUCCCUGCACACAUGCCAGUGGGCAGUAGAGGAGGCAGUAAGGUGCUCCUCAAACUGGUGGCUGUUGCGGGGACGGUGAUAUUGGAGAAAUCAGCCUGGGGUAAACAGAAGGCUACAGGUAUUUUACGAAAUGUUCAAUUGAGAGUCAUCUCUAAAAGUCAUUGCUCUCCUUCUGACUUGGCAGUUUUUCUCAUGACCACUCUUUUCUCUUCUUCCGUCUUUGUCCCUUCUGUGUGCACCCUCUGCCAACACCUUUGCCUGCUUCCUCCUGCUUCUGUCUGUUUCUGUCCCUGCCCGUCUGGCACUCGCUGGGCAGGCACCUCUGUUGGCCUUCUCGCCGUGGUAGUUAUUGUGUGUGGUGUGGCCCUGGUGGCAGUUUUUCUUUUUCUCUUUUGGAAGCUGUGCUGGACACCCUGGAGGAACAAGGAGGCCUCCAGCCCCUCUUCUGCUAACCCUCACUUAGAGGCCUUCCAGAGCCCCAGCUCCAGAGGCAACAUGGCAGACAAGCUGAAGGACCCCAGCACCCUGGGCUUCCUGGAGGCAGCCGUGAAGAUUAGUCACACGUCCCCAGAUAUCCCGGCCGAGGUGCAGAUGUCAGUAAAGGAGCACAUAAUGCGCCAUACACGGCUGCAGCGACAGACCACAGAGCCAGCGUCAUCCACCAGGCACACGUCCUUCAAGCGCCACCUGCCACGGCAGAUGCAUGUGUCCAGCGUAGACUAUGGCAAUGAGCUGCCCCCAGCCGCAGAGCAGCCGACCAGCAUUGGCCGCAUCAAGCCCGAGCUCUACAAGCAGAAGUCGGUGGACGGGGACGACGCCAAGUCCGAGGCUGCCAAGAGCUGUGGGAAGAUCAACUUCAGCCUACGCUAUGACUAUGAGAGCGAGACCCUGAUUGUGCGCAUCCUGAAAGCCUUUGACCUCCCUGCCAAGGACUUUUGUGGAAGCUCUGACCCUUACGUCAAGAUCUACCUCCUGCCCGACCGCAAAUGCAAGCUGCAGACCCGGGUGCACCGCAAGACCCUGAACCCCACCUUCGAUGAGAACUUCCACUUCCCUGUGCCCUAUGAGGAGCUGGCUGACCGCAAGCUGCAUCUCAGUGUCUUUGACUUCGACCGCUUCUCGCGCCACGACAUGAUCGGGGAGGUCAUCCUAGACAACCUCUUUGAAGCCUCUGACCUGUCCCGGGAAACCUCCAUCUGGAAGGACAUCCAGUAUGCCACCAGUGAAAGUGUGGACUUGGGGGAGAUCAUGUUCUCCCUGUGCUACCUGCCCACCGCAGGCAGGCUCACCCUCACAGUGAUCAAAUGUCGCAAUCUCAAGGCGAUGGACAUCACAGGCUAUUCAGAUCCCUACGUCAAAGUGUCCCUGCUCUGUGAUGGACGGAGGCUGAAGAAGAAGAAAACAACCAUAAAGAAGAACACUCUCAAUCCUGUCUACAAUGAGGCCAUCAUCUUUGACAUCCCCCCAGAGAAUAUGGAUCAAGUCAGCCUGCUCAUCUCGGUUAUGGAUUAUGAUCGCGUGGGCCACAAUGAGAUCAUCGGUGUCUGUCGCGUGGGCAUCAAUGCUGAAGGCCUGGGCAGGGACCACUGGAACGAGAUGCUCGCAUACCCUCGGAAGCCCAUCGCACACUGGCACUCCUUGGUGGAGGUAAAGAAAUCCUUCAAAGAGUGGCAGGGCCGAGCUGCCAGCUUCGACAGCGAGAGCUCGUGCCCAUCUCCGAAACCGCCUCCAACACCGUGAGCUGCACAGCCUGAGCCACACCAACUGGACUCAGUGAUGUUCUUUUUGCACUUGUUCAGCCGCCUAAACACAGUGUUGUGCAGUCACCAAGGCAGCAGCUGUCCGUCUGCCACUCCAGAGUCUUAACUACUCCCGUGUAGGUCAAGGCCGAGACACUUGUCGUGUGGUCAGAUCUGUCUUAGUCUUUUCUGUCUCUCAGAGUAAUGUUUUUGUGGUUUUCACUUUAUAUGGUUCUGCUGUCAAGAAAAGAAGCAAAAACAAAACAAGAACACAAAAAAGAAAACAAUGAGCAGGAAAACAAAAGAUGGAGAGCCCAGAAGUUGGCUGUAUAAAAUACCAUGUAAAACCGCAGUCUUUGGAGGAAAGGUGGAUUGAGUUUCUAAAAUUUUGUGUCUCCCCCAAGCUCUGCAGCCCUGUAGGGGGCAGCAGGGUGGAACAAUGCCUGCAUUUUCAGGGCCCGGCGGGAAUGGUACAAAUCAACCCGAGACCUUGUACGAGGCUAUUCCCUGGUGUGGCCUAAGUCGAGUUGUGGACUCUUGUCCCACGUUGAAGUCGCAGGACCUCUGCAGUGUUUGCAACCCUGCAGCAGAUACGCAGAGGCCUCACUUCCCUUCCUUGUUGGCUUGCCUCAUGGACUAGAAACAACUUGAUUUCUCAUGGGGACUCCGUCACUUUCUUUAGGAAUGACUCUGCUGAGACUAACCAUGCAGUACGUUUUCUGAUGUGCCACAGUGAACAAGCACAUUUGUUUGAAAACAAGAUCUUUGUUCCCCGAAAUAACCUUCAUUGUAAAGAGAGAGGCACACGUUCCACAGUGAUUUCUGCAUUCUACAUGCCUUUAUCACUCCACAGAGUGUCAAUUUACUGUUUUAAAUGCCUAAACAGAUCAAAGAAAAAUGUGGAUAUGACUUGCUUUUGUGAAAGAAGACUUUUGAAAUCAGAGCCACAGUUUGAGUUGGUCUCUCUGGGAAGAUCUUCUUUGUUGAAACUUAGCCGCCUUGAGCCUAUUUUAGCCUCAUGGACUCUGGGCUAAAACUCAUCUUAAACCUUUAGUUCUAUAAAUCACUUAGGUACUUCAGCGUUGUUUGUUCCAGUGGUCGUGAGGGGUUUUGUUUUUGUUUGUUUUUCCUUCGGAUCUCUAGCUUAGGCCAAAUUCAGUGUAGGAAAAAAGAAGUCUGGACUAUUCUGUAUUAUAAUAGCACAUUCCUCCUGAGUGAAUAGUGGCCUUCCCAUGAACCCCUAUCUCUAGAUUGAUUUGCUCGGCCUCAGUCUGUACAGCCCUGGUAAGCACAUAGAGAUGGGUUUUCACUCCAUCUUGCGACUGCACAGCGCCAAUUUCCACCCGUGUAUAGGAUCUGCAAGGAGCAAGUGAGCUGAUGAGCCCCCUUUCAACAAAGGUCAAACACAUGAAAGCUAUUUGCACACCUGUGUCGUAUUCUUUCUAUACAUUACAUGCUAUAGGACCAGCAACUUCCAUUAAAGUAACGCUCAUUUUAAGCCAAGUUAUCAUAUUUCUCUGCUGAUAAAAUGGUAGGAGGUGUCUGCUAGGGCUAAAAAUGACCACAUUGGGCCUCAACUAAUAGGAUAUUGUGGCAAAAGAUGUUUCUCACCUAGAAAAGUAAAUGUAGAUAAAUCUAAACUCCAUUCUGUACUGAACCUUAGGCUAGGGACUAAUGUGUGGAUCACUUGUCUCCCCAAAUGUCUUGUGACUGACAGGCCUCCCUAGUCAGGCAGUUCUGUGUUUGGAUGUUGCUUUGAGAGUUAGAAAAACCCCAAGGUCAUGACCAGACUUGCAGCAGGCAACACAUGUCAUCAUGUUUCUAGGUUAACCCCUUCAAGGUGGCCAUUGCAAUCACUGAGCAGAUGCUGCUGAUCUCAUGAGUAGGAAGGGGGGAAGUAAGUUUCUUGGGCCAUUGGAACCCACAAAAUAGUGUGAAAGGGUCCUUCCAAAAGUGAGCUCAAAAUGCACGUGCAGGUGUCACUUCUACACCCUAGGCAGGAUGACCCAUCCCAACCUUUGCAGAAGGACGUGUGAUCAGUGUGAACCAUGGAAAAGCCUUGCUCAUCUGAGAUAUUUUUCUUACACCAAGUGGCUCUGUCCUUCAGGGAACACUCCAACUGUUUCAGAAGAUCAUUUCCUGAGCAGAUUAUGGCCAGCCGCCAUGCCACCCCAGCUAACAGCUACCGCUGCAGCUCCAGCAGCCUCGGAAAAUUCCUACUGGCAUAGGAACAUACCCCAGGAAGGCCUUUAGCUCCUGGAUCCCUAUUUCCCCACCCUCCUGGGCCCCCUGUUCCUCCCACACACACCAGUCGGGUCCUCAGUCUGAAGCCAGAACGAUACCUGAAUGGCUGCCAAUUUCAUUAUCUAGCCCAGUAUCUCUUCCUCACAGAUGAGAAUAAAUUGAAAUACAGGUUUCAGAGUAAACUGAAAUUCCAAGUUGAUUCAUUUUUCAGCUUCCCCUGGCAUGAGAAACCUCUUGGGUGGUUGUUGUGAGGUUUGCUGAAGUCAAGAUAACCAGGGCUGUUUGCACACAGAAAAACACAAAGUUCUCUUCUUCAUUUAGCAAUGUUUCUGGGCUGAAAGAUGUCCCCCUCCCUCUCUGCGCUUACCCAGGAUGUUAAUUGAUUGUGUCAUCAUUUUAAAACUUACAUUGUUAAUUACUGCUUUGUGUCUUCCCAACCCUGUCACAGCCUGGAGUUUUUAUUCAAUUAAAUCUCUGUCUCU